Symbiodinium pilosum is the source of this 1308-nucleotide messenger RNA. The record is from the annotation of a GenBank genome assembly. NCBI's taxonomy places the organism in Eukaryota, Dinophyceae, Suessiales, Symbiodiniaceae.
AUGGAGAUUCCUUGCAAACAUUUGGUACUGGUGGGCUUCACCUGCGCGACGCUUUCGAGCGUGUUCGUUUUCUGGCAGCAAGGUUGGAAGUGCAACCCAGCUGUGGCUCUGUCGGCUGUCCCUUCCACAGCACUUCUCCAAGAGCCCGAAAAUUGGACUGGUUCCAGGUACGGCGUUGGCACCGAAAACCGGACCAACGCCAGACAUGGCAAGGGAAAGGGGGCAAGAAAAGCCCACCACCAGCAAGAAAACGAGCACGACGACCUGGAUGAUCAUCAGACUCCUCACAUUGAGCCGCAAGCCGUGGUCCCGGUGGAGCCCCUGCCUGCCACCUUAGCUGCGGCCCCGGGGGCCCCGGGAGCUGCAGCAAUGCCCACAGCGCUGCGGACCGCACCACUGGCUUCUCAGCUUCCGACGCCGCCGCCAAAGGAGUUCGCCAUCGUCCCAGGCGAGUGUGCGAUGCGGCAGCGCCUGAAGCAGCAGAGGCAUUUCGAUCAAGUCCACAAGACCAACGCAUGGGGUAGUGACCAGCGGGUGACCACUAGCGGCACAGGAAGUGAUCAAAGGGGUGCCUUUGACUGGGUCUAUCACGUCAACUUGUUCAUCUUGCAGUACAACAUCAAGACAGUUGCCGACCUCCCUAGUGGAGAUGUUGCUUGGCAAUUCUCUGUUCCGGGCAUCAACAAGGCCAAGGCCUACUUCGGUGGGGACAUCAGCGUUUCCGUGGCGCAACGGAAUGCCAAACAGUAUGCAUCACACCUGAACAAGAUGUUCCGCCACUGGGACUUGAUCGAGUGUGGGGUGCCCCAGUGCUGUCAAGACGGAAACUGUGCUCCCUUUGACUUGGUGAUCACACGAGACGCUCUUCAGCACAUGACCAUCUUCGACUCAUUGAAAGCGGUGCGGAAUAUCGUGAACUCCGGGGCGAAAUACUUUGCUGUAUCCAGCUAUCCCCCCCACAGCGUGGACGCACGGGCGCCCCACCCGCAAGUCUACGCCCGUGGCGCAGCAGGCUCUGCCAGAUACGUCGGGCAUAGCUCUGAGGAAGAUUACAUCCAGAGGUGCCAAACCAGCGACGAGCUCAAGCGCAAGUUCUGCAGGUCGGGGCAGCGGACGGAAGAGGCGGGUUGGUUUUUCACCAACGUCAUGCGAUGCUUCCCCUUUAACUUUCCAGCACCGGUCCUGGACAAAGCAAGUCAUGAGACCUUCAAGAUUGAGGCAGACCACCUACAGAUCUUUCAAAUCAGCGACCUAAAGUCGGUCGUCCAACGCUACGACGAGUUCCUUGAGUUUUGUAAGCAGGCGUGA